AUGCCAGCUCGAUCUAGUCCGCUCCUAUCCAGGAUUGCUCCUCCCCUGGCAGCGGACAAUCACUAUGAUCACAGCGGUUUACUUGUCGUGAUUACCUCGCUAGCUUUGUUCCUAGCCCUGGCCUCUUUUUCGAUCCGUGCAUUCGCUGCUUCAAAAAGAUCGUUCAUGCUGAAUGAGGAUUACGUACUUCUCGCCGUAGUGAUAUCUGCAUGCGUACAAGUCUCGGUUACUCUAGCCUCGGUUCACUAUGGAUGGGGCAAAACACGAGAUAUGGUUUUAGACAAGGAUUUCAUACCCAUGUUGAAGACGGUUUAUGUAGCGGACUUGUUCUAUGUCCUUGUCAUCGGCCUAUCGAAAGUUUGCUCGGCAGUAUUUUAUCGGAACCUCUCCAUCCGUCGCUCUAUGCGUGCGAACAAUGUCAUUCUCGCUGCUUGUUCGGUGUGGACUGUUCUCGCAAUGGCCGUUAUGGGGGCUCGUUGCAGUAAGAGCCCGUGGAAAGAUAUUGAUAAUCACUGCGUUGGUCUCCUGCCACGUUGGAAGGCUGUCUGCGCCUUAGAUAUCGUACUCGAAGCAUUCAUCCUGGCCUAUCCAGUGGGAAUUAUCUAUAAGGUUCAGAUUUCUCCUUUAAAGAAAUUUGUUGUCUUUGCCAUUCUCAGCUUCCGCAUUAUCCUCAUUCCUCUCUCUGCCGCCCAUCUUUACUUUAUCCAGAAACAGGUCCAGUCAACUGAUCCAACUCUUACUGGAACGUACGCGACGACAGUCGCCCAAAUCCAUGUCGGCGUUAGCGUUCUCGUGCUUACCGUUUCAUCGCUAAAGAUGUUCGUGGCAGUCUAUGAAGAUGAGCAGGGGCUCGCAUAUACCGAAGAUGCUUCGAAGGUACUGGGCAUUAGCGAUAACGAUAACAGUCGACAGUCGAAAGCGAGGUCAGGUAGAUGGUCUCGACAGACGAAGGAGCCCAGCACGUCAUCCACUGGCUGCGAUGAUGGGCCCGCCAUACCCUUGGCCUCAGGAGCGCGAGGUAGUAGUAACGCAAUCGUCAAAAGCGUACAUAUCUCAGUAACCCAUGAGGAUUGUGAGCAUAUCGCGCUGGGGAAAAGAGGGCCACAUGGUCAUAGUGGAAGUGUUAUGUAG
Aspergillus pseudonomiae is the source of this 1131-nucleotide messenger RNA. RefSeq lists its product as uncharacterized. NCBI's taxonomy places the organism in Eukaryota, Fungi, Ascomycota, Eurotiomycetes, Eurotiales, Aspergillaceae. The transcript is spliced from 5 exons. The coding region runs from base 1 to 1131 and encodes 376 amino acids. The record is from RefSeq and is a predicted model, not a curated record.